Molecule: messenger RNA, 330 nt
Organism: Aspergillus puulaauensis
Lineage: Eukaryota; Fungi; Ascomycota; Eurotiomycetes; Eurotiales; Aspergillaceae
Exons: 1
Coding region: 1-330 (109 amino acids)
Source: RefSeq, a predicted model, not a curated record
AUGACACACAUUACAGUCAUCCCUCCCUCGUCUCCACCUGCGCAUUCCAACGCAGCGUGGAAUCUCGCACCACAUCUCGAAUCCGAAAUCACCUCUCUUGCGGCUAUAUGCGAGGUCAAGCAACCACAAAGGCAGCCACUCGACACUCUGGGAGAAGAUGAAGGUGAUGAAGAGUCGGACGACAACGAAGAGAGCAAAGAUGUCGGCCCCUCAACGAACCGCACCGCGUCCCUUGCCCCCAGUAACAACGAGGACGGCAUGAAAAGACGAUUCCUGGACACCCUGGCCGAGAUACUAUGCUACAAGAAGCGUGCAAUGUAUGUUACAUGA